Molecule: messenger RNA, 932 nt
Organism: Pan troglodytes (chimpanzee)
Lineage: Eukaryota; Metazoa; Chordata; Mammalia; Primates; Hominidae
Gene: CLDN20
Product: claudin 20
Exons: 1
Coding region: 105-764 (219 amino acids)
Cellular component (GO): membrane; bicellular tight junction
Molecular function (GO): structural molecule activity
Source: RefSeq, a predicted model, not a curated record
GCUUUGUUAUUUGGUUCUCUACUGCACAGAAAUAGAUAGAAUUCUGACAGCCAUCAUUGUUAAACAUCAGGAUUUUCUCAGAGGACAGACUUAACAGUAACAUCAUGGCCUCAGCAGGACUCCAGCUCCUUGCUUUCAUCCUGGCCUUAUCCGGGGUCUCUGGAGUGCUCACAGCCACUCUGCUGCCCAACUGGAAGGUGAAUGUGGAUGUGGACUCCAACAUCAUAACAGCCAUUGUACAGCUGCACGGGCUCUGGAUGGACUGUACGUGGUACAGCACUGGGAUGUUCAGCUGUGCCCUGAAACACUCCAUUCUGUCCCUCCCCAUCCACGUGCAGGCUGCGAGAGCCACCAUGGUCCUGGCGUGUGUUCUGUCUGCUUUGGGGAUCUGCACUUCCACAGUAGGAAUGAAAUGUACUCGCUUAGGAGGGGACAGAGAAACCAAGAGCCAUGCUUCCUUUGCUGGAGGAGUCUGUUUCAUGUCUGCAGGAAUCUCUAGUUUAAUCUCGACAGUGUGGUACACAAAGGAGAUCAUAGCAAACUUUCUGGAUCUGACAGUUCCAGAAAGCAACAAACAUGAACCUGGAGGAGCUAUCUAUAUCGGAUUCAUUUCUGCAAUGCUGUUGUUUAUCUCUGGCAUGAUUUUCUGCACCUCCUGUAUAAAAAGGAAUCCAGAAGCUAGACUCGACCCACCCACACAGCAGCCUAUCUCUAACACACAGCUCGAGAACAAUUCCACACACAAUCUGAAGGAUUAUGUGUAAAUAACUGAGUAAUGCAUAUGAAAUGGAACUUUUGGGUGCCAAAUGGGACUUUUAGAUGAAAAAAAAUCAGAAUUAUGCUUAACUUUCCCUACAAAGAAAGUAGAAUGUAAAAUACUUUAACAACUACAAGGUAGUUUAAAAUGCCAAUGAAACUAUCAUAUACAAUUA